Molecule: messenger RNA, 711 nt
Organism: Triticum turgidum subsp. durum (durum wheat)
Lineage: Eukaryota; Viridiplantae; Streptophyta; Magnoliopsida; Poales; Poaceae
Source: the annotation of a GenBank genome assembly
AUGGGCUGCAACAUCAGACAUCAACUCCUGGUUACUCAACGUUCUUUACGGUGCAACCUCUACAUGUUUUCAUCUGCCAAGGCGAGUUGGAGUGCGCCUACAAGCUGCUUCGGCGACAAGACUUGGGCAUAUCCGAGCGGCGGCUUUUGGAUGCCAUUCGAGAGCCACAUUCGGCAUAGCCACAACGCCGUCGUGUGUGGCGGCAUGACGCACUGGCUCGCCGCGUACCAGCCAGUUGGGGGCCCAAGAAAGUAUCACACCUUCAACGUCAGUGUCGACACAGGUCACGUCUCCUUGACAGAGGUCUCCAUCCCACUCGUCAAAGGCCUUUAUGGCUGGCCAAUACUUUGCGUCGGAGUGGAGGGGACACUCCUGUUGUUUAACGUACACAAUAAAGCUAGCGUCCCGUGCCUAGAUAUCUGGACACGCCGGGCAGGCAGCGACGCAGAGAGUGAAACCUUUUGGCUCCAUGUUGGGGUGUUUGACCUAAAAUCUCCCAAGGAGAAGUGGUGUGCUGAGAAGAUCCGUGUGUGGCUGGGAAAAAAGAGUGGUACACUGUUUAUCUUAGACAAGUCGUGCCACGCUCACAAGCUUGAUACCGAAACAGGAGCGAUGGAGGAUGUAACUGGGCUAUUUCGAGACAGCUUGUGUAUCAAUGCCGUGCCUAUUGAGAUUGACUGGCCGACAUUGUUCCUAUCUCGGCUUGCUUAG